AAAACCGGACUGGCCUGUGCUACUCAUCACAAACUUUCACAAAUUCAAACUUAUAGUAUACCUCCCACCUCCCCAUUAUUUUCAGCAACAAUAAUGGAGGUCGAGAGAGACCAACACACAUCUCUUCUGGCUGAGACUAUCCCAAUAGUCGAUCUAAGCAACCUUGACGAAGAGCAAGUGUCUCGUGCGGUGGUGAAAGCGAGCGAAGAGUGGGGGAUUUUUCACGUGGUUAAUCAUGGAAUCCCGAUGGAUCUGAUAGGGCGGUUGAAGGAGGUUGGUGCACAGUUCUUUGAUCUCCCGGAGACGGAGAAGAAUGCCGUAGCCAAACAAGCUGGCUCCAAAGACUUCGAAGGUUACACCACGAAUCUCGAGUAUGUCAAAGGAGAAAUUUGGACCGAGAAUCUUUUUCACAGAAUCUGGCCACCCUCGUGUAUCAAUUUUAGUUACUGGCCCAAAAAUCCUCCUCAGUACAGGGAAGUGAUUGAGGACUACACAAAGGAGACUAAGAAGCUAUCAGAGAGGGUUUUGGGGUAUUUAUCAGAGGGAUUAGGGUUACCACGUGAGGCCUUGAUACAAGGUCUUGGCGGCGACUCGACCGAGUAUGUAAUGAGGAUCAACAACUAUCCUCCUGACCCCGAACCGGAUUUGACUUUGGGAGUACCAGAGCACACUGAUAUCAUCGGGAUCGCAAUCAUUGUCACCAAUGAAGUUUCAGGGCUCCAAAUUUUCAAGGACGAUCGCUGGUUCGAUGUCCACUACAUUCCCACUGCCAUAACCGUCAACAUUGGCGAUCAGAUUCUGAGGCUGAGCAAUGGCAAGUACAAGAAUGUGUUGCAUAGAGCAAUUGUGGAUAAGGAAAAGAAGAGGAUGUCAUAGCCGAUUUUUGUGGAUGCUAAUCCUGAUGUGGUCAUCGGACCGUUGCCGGAGCUAAUUACCGGCGAUAAUCCCGCUAAGUUCAUGCUUAUUACAUGCAAGGACUUUAAGUACCGUAGACUCCUUAAACUUCCAGUCGAGUGAACUCAUAUAUAAUUAUGAGUCUUUGUCUCUUGUGUGUUUACUUAUAUUGUUUAAAUAUUUAAAUAAUGGGCAUGUAAAAGAUAAUACUAUUACUAGACGCAUACCCGCAUUAAUACACUCAAAAGUAUUUUUAUACAUACUUUUCAAUA
Camelina sativa (false flax) is the source of this 1166-nucleotide messenger RNA. Its product is annotated as putative inactive flavonol synthase 2. The record is from RefSeq and is a predicted model, not a curated record. Lineage: Eukaryota; Viridiplantae; Streptophyta; Magnoliopsida; Brassicales; Brassicaceae.